CAGUGACUUACCAUUUUACAUAUGGCAAAACUGGCAAGAGGCUGUUUGAACUACAAACAUAACAUUCACAUUUAACCUGCUUCAGUGAAGGGACAAGCAUAGCAGCCAGAACAGAUAGAAGAUCCACUCUAUGGAAUAAUGGCAAUAAUUCUUGGGGAAAGAAAGCUCUGGAGGGUCUCUCAUCAGUAUUAAAUAUUUGGCCUGAAAGUGACAUAUGUCACAUAUCAUUGGCCAAAAUGAGCUACAAGGCUCCACUUACCUUCAGAGACUGAGAAGUAAAAUCAUCUCAUAUGAUCAGAAGAUAGUAAAACUAGAAUAUUUGACAAACAAACACACACUUGGGGAAGAAGUAAGAGAAGCUCUAGUUCUCCCAACCACAGGACAGCAAGAGAUUUAACCCAUGAUGGGGCAAGCAGAACCUCAAAAUAAACUAGGAGGCCAGCAUCUGCAGCUGAUCCCUUGGGCCACUGCUGUUUUUUUCAUCUCACUUCUCAGUGCUUGUUUUAUUGCAAAUUGUUUGGUGACUCAUCACAACUUUCUACGCUGCAGUAAAGGCAUGGGAGUGUUCAAGUUACCAGAGUACCACACGAAGCUGAUAUGUACCAGAGAGAUAUCAAAAUUGAAAGGGAGCAGGGGCAGUUGCUGUCCUUUUGGCUGGAGAGCCUUCCAGUCCAACUGCUAUCUUCCUCUUAAUGACAACAAGACCUGGGCUGAGAGUGAAAGGAACUGCACGAGUAUGGGGGCUCACUUGGCCACCAUCAGCACAGAAGCUGAGCUGAACUUUAUUAUUCAAUUUUUGGAUAGACAGUUUUCAUAUUUCCUGGGACUUAUAGAUGAGAACCAUGAAGGCCUGUGGUCGUCGGUGGACAAAACACCAUUUAAACCAGAUAUUUUAUUUCGGCAUGAGGAUGAACCCAACAAUCAGAAAGAAAAUUGUGUUGUCCUUGUUAAUGCUCAAGACAAAUGGGCCUUGAAUGAUUUUCCUUGUAACUUUGAGACAAGAAGGAUUUGUAAGUUACCUGGAACAGCAUUCAACUAAAAACUUCCAAAGGAGUCAUUGUGAUGGGACAGAAAAGAAGAACCAAUUAGAUUCAGGCAGAAUGUACCUGUACCAUUGGAACAGAGAAAACAUGCUGGGAGAGUAGAACAUUUUCAGUUAGGGUAGCCUUAUUUAUUUUUGUUCUGUUCAUUCAAGAUAAUGUGUUUUUGUGUGGUAUGGUGGCGGGACUCAUCUUUACUAUGAGAAUUUGUUUUCAUUAACUUUGCUUUCUUGAUACUAUAUCAGAGCAUUUACUUUUCAACUGGUGUGCAUCAAUUACAUAUUGAACAGAGUGGCUCCAAUGAUGCAGUCUCUUAGUCUUUGUUUUCCUCUACUCAGAUUCUUAGCUUUUAAGAUUCAAACAUGAGGUAUUCCAACUGGUAGUGGUAUGCCUUUUUUUUUUUACUCCAAAUAUGACAAACUCAUUAAAUUUUUAAAAAAUAUUUACUUAUUUGAGAGAGAGAAAGAGAGGAGGAGCAGAGGAAGAGAGAGAAUCUCAAGCAGAUUCCCCACCAAGCACAAGUCCUGACAUGGGAUUGUGAGGCUCAAUCUCACAACCCCGAAGUCAUGACCUGAACUGAAAUCAAGAGUCUAAUGCUCAGCGAAAUGAGCCACUCAGGCUCCCCCUAAUCUAUGUCUUGCAGUCUGAUUAUUUUUCAUUACCUUCAUGGUGACCAGCACAGACCAUCUUUCUUACCUGGGUUAUUACAGUGGACUUCUGACUGGUCUCCCUGUUUCUACCCUCAGCCCCUGUCAAUGUUUCCAAGUCUCACAGCACUUCUCCUAUUCUUCAUAAUUUCUUUAAGGCAGCUGAUAGUAAUUUCAUAAAAAUAAAUGCAAAAUUUAUUAGGACAUUGUGGUAGUCCUAGAAGUUUGAAACACUUACAAAAUUUAAAAACUGGUUUUGUCUUUGAAAAAGAAAGAUGUGUUAAAAAGGCAAACAGGAAAAAAUAUAAAUAAAAGUAUAAGUUAAAUCUU
This is a messenger RNA of Canis lupus familiaris (dog), 2017 nucleotides long. RefSeq names its product C-type lectin domain family 4 member D. Gene Ontology annotation, molecular function: (1->3)-beta-D-glucan binding. Bases 401 to 1039 code for a protein of 212 amino acids. The transcript is spliced from 8 exons. Gene Ontology annotation, biological process: cellular response to molecule of fungal origin. Lineage: Eukaryota; Metazoa; Chordata; Mammalia; Carnivora; Canidae. The record is from RefSeq and is a predicted model, not a curated record.